AUGCUUCCAUUAUCCAUCUCCACAUCUCCGGAUCCUGCUUCUCAAUUUCCAACCGUCCCAGAUCUCCCAACUUUGACUCCAACACCAUCACCGACUUCAGUCAAAAACAUAUACAUACUACCGGAGCUCAGACUUCAAUGGAACUGA
Messenger RNA from Caenorhabditis briggsae, 147 nucleotides. NCBI's taxonomy places the organism in Eukaryota, Metazoa, Nematoda, Chromadorea, Rhabditida, Rhabditidae. The record is from RefSeq and is a predicted model, not a curated record. The transcript is spliced from 2 exons. The coding region runs from base 1 to 147 and encodes 48 amino acids.